Messenger RNA from Trichosporon asahii var. asahii CBS 2479, 921 nucleotides. RefSeq lists its product as uncharacterized. NCBI's taxonomy places the organism in Eukaryota, Fungi, Basidiomycota, Tremellomycetes, Trichosporonales, Trichosporonaceae. The transcript is spliced from 3 exons. Gene Ontology annotation, molecular function: nucleic acid binding. The record is from RefSeq and is a predicted model, not a curated record. Bases 1 to 921 code for a protein of 306 amino acids.
AUGUUGACCGCAGAACGCAUCGGGUACGACCCGCGUAACCUAACAUGGGCGAACGACAAGGACCGCUUCUCUCUCAAGCACAUGAGCAAGCUCGGAUGGGAGGAGGGCUCCGGAAUCGGCAAGGAUGCGUCCGGUCGUUCAACCCACAUCGCCGUUAUGAGGAAAAUGGACAACACCGGUAUCGGCAUGGGCCGCGCGAAGAAGGAGGGCGACGAGCUCAGCGCGGGUGCCGGCCAGGCCGGAGCUGGUCUUGAGGACGUCCUCAAGCGGUUAGCGUCGAGGAAGAACACUCCGUCGACCACUGCCGAGCCUUCGCCCGUCUCUACGCCGACCGAGUCAAGCCCGGGUCCGUCUUCUCGCCAGCGCCACCUCCACUCCAAGCGGUUAGCUUCCCAGUCUCCUGCCGCCCUCGCCGAGAUCCUCGGUGUCCCCGUGUCUUCCCUCCCCGCGACUCCGACAGAAUCGCCCUCCGAUUCUGGCGCCUCGACCCCGGCCGCCAAGGAGUCCUCGCCCGAGCCCAGCACCCCAGCCGAGUCUGACGGCGAGCCUCAGCGCCUCUCGCUCGAGACGAUCACGACCUCCAAGAUGUCCGUUUCGGAUUACUUCCGACAGAAGCUGCGUGAGAAGGCUCUCGCCCGCCAGGCCGCUAGCGGAUCAAGUACGCCGGUACCCACGCUGUCCGCGGGAAGUCUUGCGGUGAUGGAGGAGGUCAAGAUCACGCAGGAUGGCGUUGGAUGGGAGGGAACGAAGAUGAAGUUCGAGGAGGUCGAGACGGAGCUCGCAGACCUUGGACCAGAGUACGAGCGCCCGGGAGAGGGUAGCUCCCGUUCAAGCCGAGGGCCCCGUACUACCCCGCGCACGGCCAAGAGCGGGCGGUCGAGCACGUUCAUAGGGCAAAGCCGACGAUUCUCGAGACCUUGA